Messenger RNA from Purpureocillium takamizusanense, 1569 nucleotides. RefSeq lists its product as uncharacterized. Lineage: Eukaryota; Fungi; Ascomycota; Sordariomycetes; Hypocreales; Ophiocordycipitaceae. The transcript is spliced from 2 exons. Gene Ontology annotation, molecular function: tubulin binding. Gene Ontology annotation, cellular component: cytoplasm. The record is from RefSeq and is a predicted model, not a curated record. Gene Ontology annotation, biological process: tubulin complex assembly; post-chaperonin tubulin folding pathway. The coding region runs from base 622 to 1266 and encodes 214 amino acids.
UGACAGUCCAGUCUUGUUUGUCGCUCGGCGCUGCUCACUCGACCGACGACCCAACAACGUUUGCGACAGUCGUGCGCGCGACACCCUUCACAGCUCGGCCCGACAGCUUGCUCCCGCCGCUACAACAGCAUCGCCAUAACCCGGCAGCUGCUGUCUCGUGCCAGUCGACGACGGGCCGGCAUCGUCGAACCCAGCAUCGGACGCCUGUGCCCGCGGGCCGCCCCGCCAUGGAUCCCAAGCAGCGCUUCUACCGGCACUUUCAGGACAGCGUCGCGGGUGAGUUUGGACGACGACGACGAGCCAUGCGUUUGCACGACAGACGGCUGACAUGCGCGUGCCCUCUCUCCUUGUUCAGUCCUACAGGACCAGAUCGAUCAGCUCGAGUCUGUGGGCGCGAUCCCGGGCGAGCGCCAGGAGGCCAUCGACCAUGUCCUCGCCGGCAUCGCCAAGCUGCAGAACGAGGUGGCCGACGCUGCGGAUGAGACGCCGUCGUACGACAGGAGGCAGUAUGCCGAGACAGUCAAGAGCCUGCAGGACAGCCUCCGCGAGACCAUCGCCAAGGUCACGCCCAAGGCUCGCUUCCAGUUCAAGCGCUCGGCCGCGGGCGCCAGGCACGUCGACAUGGGCGCGCCCGAAAACGAUCCCCGCCUGAAUCCGGGCAGCUUCUCGCGCAACCCGCACGCGGCCCAUCCCGAGCCCUUCAACGCGGGGGUGGCUGACGACAACGACGACAAGGUCAGCGACCUGCCGGCCAGCAGCACCAGCACCAGCACCAGCACCAGCACCAGCCUCAAGGACUACAACCGCGAGCUGUCGUCGCAGCCGGGCCCGGCGUCGGGCAUCCGCAAGCCCAGCUUCUCCAUGGCCAAGAACAUUGGCAUCGCGAACCAGGCGGGCCUGCACAUCAUCCUGCCCGAGUCGGCGGCGCGCGCGACGUCGUCGGGCAGCCUGACGGACCUCAGGGACUGCAUCGUCGACAUGUCGGUCCCGACGAGCCAGGGCCGGCCGUUCCCGGGGCUCGCGCUCCGCGACAUCAGCAACAGCCUCGUCGUCGCCGGCCGGGUCAGCGGGCCGGUGCACAUCACGGGCGUCACCGACAGCAUCCUGGUGGUGGCGGCGCGCCAGGUGCGCAUCCACGAGUGCAGGCACGUCGACGUGUACCUGCAUUGCGGCAGCCACCCCAUCAUCGAGGACUGCACGGGCAUGCGCUUUGCGCCGCUGCCGAGCUGCUACGUGCGUGCGCGCCUUGUUGUUCCCGAGCCGUGAGAGUGCAGAGACUGACGCGCGGGCAGAUGACCGAGGCCGACGCGGCCGUCGAGAACCAGUGGGACCAGGUCGACGACUUCAAGUGGCUCAAGGCCGGCCACAGCCCCAACUGGACGACGCUGUCGCAGCACCAGGUGCUGCCCGACGACGUCUGGACGCGCGUGGUGCCGGGACAGCCAGGGGCGAGCGUCGCGGAGACGCUGCGCAAGGUUGGCAUCCCGCGGAGGUAGCAAGGGAGACUCGUGUAUCAGUGUCCGUACGAAGCUGUGUUACACGUUACAAGCGUGCCGUUACAAGCGUGCC